Soboliphyme baturini is the source of this 702-nucleotide messenger RNA. The record is from the annotation of a GenBank genome assembly. NCBI's taxonomy places the organism in Eukaryota, Metazoa, Nematoda, Enoplea, Dioctophymatida, Soboliphymatidae.
AUGCCUGAGAAGCGUCAUGUAUGUCAGUUUGUCGAAGGAGGCCAUUACCACGCGGUGAACUUUGUGAUCAUGACUCUGAUAGACAGGGACCUGGACUCAAUAAGGAGAUCGCUUCCAAACAAACGCUUUAGUUUUGCAACAGUAACGAGGAUCGGUAUUCAGUGUCUAGAAGCCUUACAAGACAUCCACCAAGCAGGUUUCGUACAUCGCGACGUGAAACCGGAGAACGUCGCGAUUGGCCGGCCCCCGAAUCAUCGAAAUAUUUACGUCAUCGACUUCGGAUUGGCUCGGCAGUACAGACUAAACAAUCAACUGAGAAACGAACGGUUUCCAGCUCCGUUCCGGGGCACCCUCCGGUACGCGUCGCUCAACGCACAUUUUCGAAGAGAAAUUGGCCCACAUGACGAUAUUAGCUCAUUGAUGUUUUCGCUGAAAGAGAUGCUGUCUGGCUCCUUACCGUGGAACCAUUUACACAGGGAAAUGCAAAUAAUCGCAGCUAAAAAAAACUUCACGCGCGAAUCAAACCCUGACGAAGAUUGGCAGAUAUUCAGGCACAUGUAUGACGUGGCAUCGAACAAAGUCUACAGAGAAAAUGUAGACUACGGUUGGUUCUACGAACAGUUUCAUCAAUUAAAUGAAUUGCACAACAUCCGCGAUGACCAGCUUUAUGAUUGGGAAGUCAAUAAUCACACAGAAAAAUAG